CCUUAUACUCUGUCCACUCUAUUCAUCUAUUCAAUCUCUUUGACCAAUCGAGUGAUUGCUUGGAGUGGUUUUGACGCGAGAACCUUUUCUUUGUGAUCAAGUUAUUGUAGUGUCGUUCUUGUUUUGCACAAUGAGUGACGAUGAUCGCGAUAUUGACAUCGAAAGUGAUGAUGGCGACGACUCAGAUUCGAGAUUGAGGCACUCUAAUAACACGCAAUACUAUUCUCAGGCGGAGAAAAGAGCACAUCACAAUGCUUUGGAAAGGAAGCGGAGGGAUCACAUCAAGGACAGCUUUUCGAGUCUCAGGGACGCUGUACCAUCGCUGGCAGCAGAGAAAGUUGCAAGUAGAGCACAAAUCCUAAAGAAAUCAGCAGAAUAUAUCCAAUUCAUGCGGCGUAAGAACACAUCCCAUCAGCAGGAUAUCGAUGAUCUCAAACGGCAGAAUAGUUUUCUCGAAAAUCAAAUUCGUGCGUUAGAAAAAGCCAUCAGCAAUCACUAUGCCAACCAGGAAUGCGAUGUGAAAUCUGAACCAACGGAUAUGGGCAACUACAAUGAUACCGAAUCAGAGUCUUCUGAUAGCGAAACUGGACGAAAAAUUCGGCAACCAAAGAAACUAAAAGUUGCAGGUCUCCAUCAUUAACAACAAUAACUUAUUUAUACUUUCUUCUGUCCCGAAACUUUAUUUUUACAUGACGAUUGACGAUAUUAUCUUUCCUUUGUAAGAAAAUUAUCAUAUAUGUGAGGUAUAAAAAUGAAGUGUUAAGACAGAAGAAAGUGCCAAUCAGAUAUAUAAUUAUAUAAUUAAGUUCUUAAUUAUAUUCGUUAAGAACUAAUAUUUGUAGUAUCAGUGUUUAGCUAUUUUAUACAUAUAAAUAUUUAUUAAGCACAUUACAUUAAUAUAAAUUCGUUAAAUUUUCGUUUGUUUACGCUAUCCAUCGGUUUCACCUUCAGUGCAUCAACAUCAUAUAAAAUACUUGUUUGAAAAUAAUCAGAUGCUCUAUCUUUGUUUAAUUUUAGUUUGUAAUUUUCAAUUUAUUUAACACGUUCACCGCGCCAAUCGUAUUUUAGCUGACUUUACGCCAUUUGGAUUAUUUCACAUCUAAGAAGAGCAAUAAAUAAUUAUUUGUAUAUUUAAUAGAUAAAUAUGAAUUUGUUCAAUAAUCACGCCUUACGUCGAUCAUCGAUGACCAUCACGGCGGUGAAUGUAUUAAUGUAUUAAUGUUCAAUUUGUAAAAUUAUUUCCAAAACUAAUAAAUUGCUAUUAUUUUCAUUA
Messenger RNA from Linepithema humile (Argentine ant), 1273 nucleotides. RefSeq names its product MYC associated factor X (gene Max). Gene Ontology annotation, biological process: positive regulation of transcription by RNA polymerase II. The record is from RefSeq and is a predicted model, not a curated record. NCBI's taxonomy places the organism in Eukaryota, Metazoa, Arthropoda, Insecta, Hymenoptera, Formicidae. Gene Ontology annotation, cellular component: RNA polymerase II transcription regulator complex. Gene Ontology annotation, molecular function: DNA-binding transcription factor activity; protein dimerization activity.